Molecule: messenger RNA, 1002 nt
Organism: Rotaria socialis
Lineage: Eukaryota; Metazoa; Rotifera; Eurotatoria; Philodinida; Philodinidae
Source: the annotation of a GenBank genome assembly
AUGCCGUCUACAUUAUUGAAUCAGUUACGAAUGAUGUUUCGUACGACAACAACUAAUCGUGAAUUAGCAUUAGCAAAUAAUUAUACAUAUGUUAAUGAAGAUAAAAUAUCACGAUCAUUAAUCUGUCCAAUAUGUUUAGAUCCUUUAAUUGAUCCACAAACACAUGUUGCAUGUGAAAAUUCAUUUUGUAAUCGUUGUAUAAGAAAACUACGGCAAUGUCCUUGUUGUCGAGCAUCGAUUGCAACUCCGAAUGAUCUGAAAAUCACAAGCCAUGUUUUAAGAAAUAUUCUCGAUGAACUGGAGGUUCAAUGUAAUGUUUGCAAAGAAGCACUAUGCCGAGGAAAUUUCGCCAUACAUAUUCGAAAUAAUUGUUUGAAAACUACUUUAAUCAGUCCUGAAGAUGAAGAAAAUCUAAUGAAUGUUUCAACGUCCACUGUAAAUAGUCCAACCACAAAUAAAACUCUAUUAGAUGAGCAACAAAUCGAAAAACAUUUAUCAAAUUUAUAUCGUCGUAUUCAUACACUGGAAAAUGAAUUAUUUGAAUUGAAAAAAACUUUAUAUAUUUGUUUAUUUGUUCUAUUAACAAUCACAACGUUAAUAUUCUUUGGGUCAAUUUUUUCAUAUGUUAUUGUCUCAUUUCUAUCAGUGUUCUUCACACAAUGGUUGCCAUCGUUUGUUGAAACAUUAACAAAAUUUCUAUUUGAUUUUUCUCCGUUAAUGACCUUAUUUCGAAUAGUAUUUAUUGGUAUAUAUUUUUUUCUCAUUUGUUAUAAACGUCAUCCAUCAGAUAUAAACCUGUUAACCAUAAUUAUCUGUUUGAUUAUUGUUGUAUUUAAUUUAUUGAUACUGGUUUUACAUUUAAUUAUAACACAUUUUAAUCUUUUAUUUCUUAUGUUCAUCAUGAUUACAUUGGGACGAUAUUUUCAUAUACAAUUACCAAAUAAUCAAGAGCUUCGUACUCUUUUCAAUCAUAUUCGAAAUCAAUAUCAACAAAGACGCUAA